AUGGGUCUCAGUCCUCAAAUCACCAACUUGGUCAUCAUCCUGGGGAUGAUGCAAGUGUCAAAAAAGAUCCCAAUGGAAGAUCCAAAUGUUUUAAAUAUGAUACGCGUGGGCUAUGUAAUUUCAAACCUUGUAAUUAUUAGCAUCUAUGCCUAUGUUCAUUUCCAGAUUACAAAGAAAAAGGACUUAACCACCCUCAAGUACAUUGAUACGCCUCCCAUGGGAUCUGCGGAAGAACCAAAAUUAAUCACGACAACCCACCAUGCUUACGAUGUAACUCAAAUGAAGGCUUUAUAUAAAGCUCAACUUAUGGGUGUCGGUAUGAUGGCAGUUAUGCAUCUCUAUUUCAAAUACACUAAUCCUCUGAUAAUUCAAUCAAUUAUUCCCUUGAAGGGUGCAUUAGAAGGCUCAGAGGUUGCAAUUCACUUAUUUGGAAAACCAGCGGUUGGAGAAUUGAAGCGCCCUUUCAAAGCGCCUCCAGGGCUCUUAAGUAGCCUUCAAGGAGGAGCUGCCCAGGUUCAAGACAAGAAAAGCAUUGAAGCCGCGGAAAAAUCUGGUCGAGGCGGUGCCAAAGAGGAAUAA
This is a messenger RNA of Blumeria graminis f. sp. triticale, 579 nucleotides long. The record is from the annotation of a GenBank genome assembly. Lineage: Eukaryota; Fungi; Ascomycota; Leotiomycetes; Helotiales; Erysiphaceae.